UUCCCCUAAGGUGCUGGUGUCCACAAACAAGGAUCUCCCUGAGGUGCCGGCAGAGCAGCUGAGAUGCAACAUGCCACGGGGGACCUGCCUGAUCCACAACUGGCAGGAGGAGAGAGCCACCAACCACCUGGACUAUGUGGUACCACUGGAGUUGGGCAGCGAGGGCUUCAUCUACCGGCACGGUCACCGCGGGCUGCUGGCUCCCCUGCACGCACCAGUCUCAUUGCCUUGCAGCACCACCAAGGAUGCCUUCCGCCCACCCCACAGAAUCCCACUGCUGGCACAAGGGCAGCGAGAAGCCAUGCUGGAGAGGAUGCUGUACCAGAAGUACCGGCAGGAGCUGAUGGAGGAGAUCCACCCACCUCCUGGUUCCAUGGAGACACUCUCCACCACACACCAGGAUUAUCGGGCAGGAGGCUUCCAGCCCACACCCCCACUGACCACCCAGCCCCAUAACUACCACAUGGAGCAGCCCCGCAGCUUCUGGCUGGAGCGAGUCCACAGCGUGCCUGGUGUCACCUGCAUCCGCGCUGGGGACAGUCCCUUCCGUAGGAACGCCACCUUCUCCACCCCCAUCACCGAGUAUCUGGAGCAGCCUCUGCCCUAUGAGGCAGCUACCCGCCAGCCGCAGCCCAGCAUGCAAUAAAGAGCAGGGGUGAGCCUU
Messenger RNA from Lagopus leucura (white-tailed ptarmigan), 664 nucleotides. RefSeq names its product sperm associated antigen 8 (gene SPAG8). Gene Ontology annotation, molecular function: microtubule binding. NCBI's taxonomy places the organism in Eukaryota, Metazoa, Chordata, Aves, Galliformes, Phasianidae. Gene Ontology annotation, cellular component: nucleus; cytoplasm. The record is from RefSeq and is a predicted model, not a curated record. Gene Ontology annotation, biological process: positive regulation of transcription by RNA polymerase II. The transcript has 6 exons. Bases 71 to 646 code for a protein of 191 amino acids.